Messenger RNA from Stegastes partitus (bicolor damselfish), 2079 nucleotides. RefSeq names its product nuclear factor of activated T cells 4 (gene nfatc4). The record is from RefSeq and is a predicted model, not a curated record. Gene Ontology annotation, molecular function: transcription factor binding; RNA polymerase II cis-regulatory region sequence-specific DNA binding; DNA-binding transcription factor activity, RNA polymerase II-specific. The transcript has 9 exons. Lineage: Eukaryota; Metazoa; Chordata; Actinopteri; Pomacentridae. Gene Ontology annotation, biological process: calcineurin-NFAT signaling cascade; regulation of transcription by RNA polymerase II; cytokine production. Gene Ontology annotation, cellular component: transcription regulator complex. The annotation marks the transcript as partial.
GGGGAAGAAGAAGCUACAGGGAUGGCGAUGGAGCGAGAAUGAAAGAGCUGACUGUGUUUGGGGGAAGAAGAAGAAGAAGAAGAAGAAGUGAAUUCUCCAGAGCGAAUUUCAAAGGCAUCAAGUCUGAGAAACUUGCAAAAACCCCCGAGCAAGAAGCAGUGGAAAAGUUGCCGGAGCAAAGCCUUUCCAAGAUGAGGAAUAUUUGCGCAAUGACACGCACGCAUAGGAGGAAGUUUUUGGGAAUAUCUUCGUGAAAGUUUCUCCUCUUUUUUUUUGCGCAUCAAGGACAUUAAAAGUCGCCGUGUCCGAGGCAGGGGAGAUAAGAUUGUAUCAGCGUCCCUGUAUCCUGCCGGAGGGCGAUGGGGGCCGCGCCGGGCUCGGGCUGGGAGGAGGGCGAGUUCGAGUUCAAGCUGGUGUUUGAGGAGGAUCCGCCGCCGCGCCAGAGCCAGGGGCCGUCCCCGGUGCGCACAACCGAGCCGGAGAGCUCCGUGGCCAGGGAGGAAAGCGAGGGCGCCCUGCUGCACCUGGAUUCCAGCAGCCUGGUUACAGACAACCACCUGGCUGCCACUCAUGCAGGACACUCCAUCAGCAUCCCGAGCCCGCCUCCUUCGUCCAAUCAGAGGGCAGGGAUGCAUUCCCCGCCUCCUCGAAGGGCUCCAAUCAGAGAGUUUAGUGGAACCUACGAGAGUCUGCCGGCGCGCUCCGUACAGGUUUCAGAGUCUCGCGUGGUCGAGUGUCCCAGCAUCCAGAUCACCACCAUCUCGCCUGAGGACGAGUCGGCGCCCACCAUCUCUAGCUACUGGGACAUGAGCAGCAGCGGCGGGUGGGACAGGGAGCGCCUCUACCUCCCCCUGCUGGACCCCUUUUCUUACCGGGACAGAUGCCCCGGCUCGCUCAGCCCCAGCCCCGCCUCCAGCCCCUCCUCCCGGGGUUGGCUCAGCCCCGCCUCCAGCUGCGACUCCCUGCUGGUUGAGGAGGAGGAGCUCAACGAGGCCGCCAUCAAUUUCGGGCUUUCGCCAUCGUCCAGGCCGACUUCCCCCGGUGGUAAGAAGCGUAGAAACUCCCCGCUGGCCUCUCCUUGUACUUCGCGGAGAGGCAGCUACUCGGAGGAGCUGCAGGGCUGCAACCUGGAGGGAGGAGAGUCCAGCCCUCAGUCCCAAGCUCCGCCCAGCAGCUGUGAGCUCAGCAUCCCGCAGAAAACCAGGAAGACGUCAUUAGAGCAGUUGUCUCCCAGGGAGGUGGAUCAGGAGCAGGCUCCAGGCCAGCUGCCAGAGACCCAGCAACCCAGGAGGGAGCCCCCCUCGCUGGGCAUGGACUACCUCUCUGUGCCCCCUGCUCUGGCCUGGGGAAGAACCAGAGCCAGCGCCCACAGCCCUCUGUUCAGGUCCAACGCGCUGCCGCCGCUCGACUGGCCGCUGCCGUCCCAGUUUGACCAGUAUGAGCUGCGUAUCGAGGUGCAGCCCCGUCCACACCACAGAGCCCACUACGAGACGGAGGGCAGCAGGGGAGCCGUGAAAGCUGCACCGACCGGACAUCCUGUAGUCAAGCUGUGUGGAUACACCGAGAGGAAGCCGCUGUCGCUUCAGGUUUUCGUUGGAACGGCUGACGACCGAUCGAUCAGACCGCAUCCCUUCUAUCAGAUACACAGGGUGACGGGGAAGAUGGUCGGCACGGCCAGCCACGAGAGCGUCCAGGCGGGAACCAAACUGCUCGACAUCCCCCUGAACCCUGAGAACAACAUGACGGCCCUCAUCGACUGUGCCGGGAUUCUGAAACUGAGGAACUCGGACAUCGAGCUGAGGAAGGGAGAAACGGACGUCGGGAGGAAAAACACUCGUGUCCGUCUGGUGUUUCGGACUCACCUCCCUCUGGCGCCCCCUGUAGGUCCUCCUGGACGGGUCUUGGCCCUGCAGGUCGCCUCUCUGCCCAUCGAAUGCUCCCAGCGUUCGGCUCAGGAGCUGCCCGUCAUCGAGUCCGUCAGUCUCACGUCCUGCUCUGUAGAAGGAGGCGAGGAGCUUCUGCUGAGCGGCACCAACUUUUUACCGAUCUCCAGAGUUCUUUUCAUGGAGAGAGGGACAG